AUGACGGAAGACUCUAUGGAGGAAAUUCCCCCUCCAGAGGUGCAUCACUACAACUACCUCGCAGAAGUACCCUGGGAUAUCCAAAAUUACUGGUCCCAACGCUACAGGAUCUUCUCACGAUAUGACGAGGGAGUCUGGUUGACGGAUGAUGCAUGGUUUGGAGUGACCCCUGAGCCGGUGGCCAACAAAAUCGCCGAGCACCUGGCCAGCUCGGCCCCCGCUGGACGGAGUAUCCUGAUCGAUGCAUUCGCAGGAGCUGGGGGCAAUUCUAUUGCUUUCGCUCUCUCUGGAAAAUGGAAACGGGUGUACGCCAUCGAGAAAAACCCGGGUGUACUGCAGUGUGCCAAACACAAUGCCCUGAUCUACGGUGUGCAAGAUAAGAUCACCUGGUUUGAAGGUGAUUGUUUUGAGAUCUUGAAGAAUCAACUUAAGGAUUUGGCUCCGUAUAGUGUUAUUUUCGCUAGUCCUCCUUGGGGUGGCCCGGGGUAUCGCUCUGACAAAGUCUUCAACUUACAUACCAUGGAGCCGUAUUCUUUGGACAUACUGUACCGUGAGUACACGGCGUUUACCAAGUAUGUGGUUCUAUUUCUCCCUCGCACUUCGGACGUGAAGCAGCUAGCCAAAGUCAUCCCGGGGGGCCAGCAAGCAAUGUUGAUGCAUUAUUGUAUGGAAGGUGCUAGUAAAGCACUUUGUAUCUACUAUGGAGGAUUCCAUUUUGAAUGA
Messenger RNA from Aspergillus tanneri, 723 nucleotides. Its product is annotated as RNA methyltransferase. Gene Ontology annotation, biological process: 7-methylguanosine RNA capping; 7-methylguanosine cap hypermethylation. Bases 1 to 723 code for a protein of 240 amino acids. Gene Ontology annotation, molecular function: RNA cap trimethylguanosine synthase activity. Gene Ontology annotation, cellular component: nucleus. The transcript is spliced from 4 exons. The record is from RefSeq and is a predicted model, not a curated record. NCBI's taxonomy places the organism in Eukaryota, Fungi, Ascomycota, Eurotiomycetes, Eurotiales, Aspergillaceae.